AUGAAUAUUUCAGAUUUUUCUAAAUUACCUUCCAAGGCAAAACUGGUGGAUAACCAGGCCAGUGCGCCUUUUUCUCAAACUGGUGAUCAGAGUUCAAGAAAUUAUAAAAGAUUUAGAGCUAGCACAUCUGACUCGUCUAGUGAGGUUGAUGACAUCACAAAACAUGAUAAUUUUUUUCUGAUACGUCCAAAUUUGGAAACUGAUAGCUUUAGUACUAUGUCUCCUUUUGUCAUACAUAAAAAUAUUAUAGAGAAAGUUCCGAAGUAUAAAAAUGUUAGCAAAUUGCGAAGCGGCGAUUUACUAAUUGAACUACUCGAUCCGCAGCAUGCAAACAAACUUUUUGAAAUUAAUAAGAUUGGCAAUUUAGAGUGCAGAGUUACCUCACAUCCUUCACUAAAUAACAUUAAAGGAGUCAUAUCCUGUAGUGACCUGCAAUAUUGUAAAGAUAAGCAAGAAAUACUUGAUGAAUGCUCAGAACAAAAUCUGAUUGACAUAACCCAAAUCAAACGGGAAGUAAAUGGUGAACUUGUACCUACGAACACGUACAUUAUCACUCUACACAGUUUAACUCUACCAGAAUAUUUUUAUGUAGGCUAUCGUCGCUGUAAAGUAAGACAAUUUAUACCAAACCCAAAAAGAUGUUUUAACUGCCAAAGAAUAGGACACCUUUACACAUACUGUAAAUACGAAGCCACAUGCCCAUCUUGUGGAAAAGACAAGCACGAAAGUGAUUGUAAUCCGCCCCCUUAUUGCGUCAAUUGCGGCGAUAUAAAAGUUGCGUCAUCUAUAAGAAAGAAACCAUAA
Sitophilus oryzae (rice weevil) is the source of this 804-nucleotide messenger RNA. RefSeq lists its product as uncharacterized. The coding region runs from base 1 to 804 and encodes 267 amino acids. The record is from RefSeq and is a predicted model, not a curated record. NCBI's taxonomy places the organism in Eukaryota, Metazoa, Arthropoda, Insecta, Coleoptera, Curculionidae. The transcript has a single exon.